Messenger RNA from Lactuca saligna, 5337 nucleotides. Lineage: Eukaryota; Viridiplantae; Streptophyta; Magnoliopsida; Asterales; Asteraceae. The record is from the annotation of a GenBank genome assembly.
AUGCCCAUGAAAGAAAUCCGUAAACAGGCUCUCUCUCAGCUUCCUGCCCCUCUGUGCGCCUCCGCCCUUCUCCAUCCCCAUCACUCUUCCGCCCUCAUCAGUCGCCCCUCACCCUUGCUCCGCCCUUACUGCUCCUUGGUGUUGUCUGCCGCCGUAAAGUUAGAAAGAGGUAGGAGCAAAGCAUCGAUGGCUCAGACCACCGAGGGUGCGUCUGAGAUUGUGGAGGGUGUAAGGUUCAGUUUCAUGACUGAUGAAGAGGUCAGGAAGCACAGUGUUUUAAAGAUUACAAACCCUAUUUUACUUGACAGUGUUGGAAGACCAAUGCCAGGAGGAUUGUAUGAUCCUUUGUUGGGCCCAAUGGAUGAACAAGCACCCUGUAAGUCAUGUGGGCAGCAGUCAUUUCAAUGCCCAGGGCAUUGUGGUCACAUUGAUCUUGUUUCACCAGUAUACAAUCCAUUGCUUUUUGAUAUGCUUUUCACUCUUAUAAGGAAAACAUGCUUCUUUUGUCGCCAUUUUAGAUCAGGAAAAGAAGAGGUCAAUGUUUGUACGUCUAAACUAUUGAAGAUAGCAAAAGGUGAUGUUUCUGGGGCUAAAGAUUAUGUUAUCAAUAAUUCGGAUUCCAAAGACAUUGAUCUGGAGGACAAUGAUUUUAGCCAUGGUUCAAGUUCCACAUUACAUUCUGGUUCACAAAGUGAAAGCCCUGAAGAAACACAACAUGAUUUUUGGACAUCUGUUCAAUAUAUAGAAGCAAGGAAUCUUUUGAAAGAAUUUUUGGCUAACCCUAGCAAGUCUUGUAAAAAUUGUGAAGCUAAGAACCCAAAGAUCAGUAAACCUACAUUUGGAUCGUUUCGUAUGGAAAUGACUGUUGCUGAUGCUGAAAAGAACUAUAUGAAAGGUUAUAAAUUGGGAAGUAUACAAGAUGAGGAGUUAGAAGAUGGGGAAGAUGACAAGACUUCUGAGGUUAUAAAUGUCAAUGAAGUAUCAGAAGAUGAAAGAGUUGACACUGCUGGGACCAAUUCAUUUUCACCAUCUUCAUCUAACAAAAAGAAAAUAAAGAAGAAAAAGUCAAAAGUGCCCUCUGACUUCAAAGAGCUGAAGAACAACUACACAGGCACUCUUUUACCAUCUAGGGUCAUAAGUAUAGUGAAAGAUUUGUGGGAAAAUGAAGCUGAUCUUUGUGCAUAUCUAUGCAAUAUUCAGCAAGAGAGGCUGACUGGAUCUUUUAAAACUACUGGUUACACCAUGUUCUUUUUAGAGGCCUUACUUGUCCCCCCUACAAAAUUUCGUCCUGCUGCCAAAGCAGGUGAUGCUGUGAUGGAGAAUCCACAAACAGUGUUACUAGGAAAGGUGCUACAGUCAAAUAUAUCAUUGGGAAAUGCUCAUAUCAACAAACUUGAAGGUUCCAAGAUUGCUGAUCGAUGGCGGGACCUACAACAGUCUGUAAAUGUUCUAUUUGACAGCAAAACUGCCACAAAUCCAAAUCUGAAAAAUGCGAAUACUGGGAUAUGCCAGUUGCUUGAGAAGAAAGAGGGAAUCUUUCGUCAAAAAAUGAUGGGCAAAAGAGUCAAUUAUGCAUGUCGAUCUGUCAUUUCACCUGAUCCUUAUUUAGCUGUUAAUGAAAUCGGUGUUCCUCCUUAUUUUGCCUUAAGGUUGACAUACCCUGAGAGAGUGACUCCUUGGAAUGUUGUGAAACUAAGAGAUUCCAUUAUUAAUGGUUCUGAUAUUCAUCCUGGAGCUACUCAUUAUGCUGAUAAGGUGUCAACUGUGAGACUACCUCAAAGCAAAAAGAUGCGUAUUUCUAUAUCUAGAAAGUUACCUUCUUCUAGAGGCACAGCUAUACAAUCCAAAAACAGCAGUGACUAUGACUUCGAGGGUAAAAUCGUCUAUCGCCAUUUACAAGAUGGAGAUAUUGUCCUUGUGAAUCGUCAGCCUACACUUCACAAGCCCAGUAUUAUGGCACAUGUAGUUCGAGUAUUAAAAGGGGAGAAAACUCUUCGUAUGCAUUAUGCAAAUUGCAGUUCCUACAAUGCUGAUUUUGAUGGAGAUGAAAUGAAUGUUCAUUUACCACAAGAUGAAAUCUCACGUUCUGAAGCUUAUAACAUUGUGAAUGCAAACAAUCAAUAUAUAGUUCCAACAAGAGGAGAUACUGUUAGAGGCUUAAUCCAAGAUCAUAUUGUCAGUUCUGUUCUUCUCACAAUGAAAGACACAUUUUUAAACCGUGAACAGUUCAAUCAGCUUCUUUAUGCUUCUGGUGUGUUUAAUGGAGGUAAUUCAAGACAUGGUAAAACUUCAUUUACUGAUAAAGGCUGCUUUGUGAAGCCUGUUCUUCCAGCUGUCUGGAAGCCAAAGCCUCUUUGGACAGGAAAACAGGUGAUAACAGCGUUGUUGAAUCAUCUGACUAGAGGUUAUACACCUUGUAUUGUUGAUAACAAGGUGAAGAUCCCAGAACAGUAUUUUCAAGGAAAAGAGGAUAAAAAUAAAAAAAAUAAAAAACGAAAGAAAGAGGUUGUGGAAUUGAAAAAUGAAAUUGAUGAAACAAGAUUAUUGAUUUGGAAAAAUGAGCUUGUGAGUGGUGUGAUAGAUAAAGCUCAAUUUGGAAAGUAUGGUUUGGUUCAUACAGUACAAGAGUUAUAUGGACCAGACAUUGCAGGGCUUUUACUUGGAGCUUUUAGUCGAUUAUUCACUAAUUAUUUACAGUUCCAUGGAUUUACAUGUGGUUUAGAUGAUCUAAUGGUGUCACCAGAUUGUGACAAAGAAAUGAAGAUGGAACUUGAAGGUGAAGAUGUAGGUGAAAAAGUUCAUAGAAAAUUUGUCAACCUGGAAAAUCAAAAACUAGGGACACGAGAGUUGCAAUUGGAAACUGAGAAAAUAAUAAGAAGCAAUGGAGCAACAGCAUCUGCAAGUUUAGAUAACCUCAUGCAAACAGAGCUAAGAGAUAAAGGUUCAAUGAUCAGCAAAAAAUGGUUACCAAAAGGACUGAUGAAACCCUUUCCACAAAACUGCAUUUCUCUCAUGACCAUCAGUGGUGCCAAGGGUAGUUCGGUAAAUUUCCAACAAAUAUCAUUUUUACUUGGUCAACAAGAGUUGGAAGGAAAACGGGUGCCCAGAAUGGUUUCUGGGAAGACUUUACCCAGCUUUUCACCUUGGGAUUUCACCGCUCGGGCAGGCGGUUAUAUCAUUGACCGGUUUUUGACCGGGCUCCGCCCACAAGAAUACUAUUUUCACUGCAUGGCUGGGCGUGAAGGGUUGGUGGAUACUGCUGUUAAAACUUCUAGAAGUGGGUAUUUACAAAGGUGUCUUAUUAAGAAUCUUGAAAGCUUAAAGGUUUCAUAUGAUUACACAGUUCGUGAUGCUGAUGGAUCCAUUGUUCAGUUUUAUUAUGGUGAAGAUGGUGUCGAUGUGCAUCAAACUAGCUUUUUAAAUAAUGUUCAAGUUCUCAAAGCUAAUCGAGAAAUCGUUUGUCAAAAGCUAAACGAACCACUUGAAUUCAAUUCUUACAUUCAAGAAUUACCACAAGGGAUUCAAGAUAAAGUUAAAAGUUAUAAACAGAAGGGUAAAAAAGAGAAAGAUGAUUUAUUGAUGUUGGUAAGGCAAAAGUAUUUGUCUAGUCUUGCACAGCCUGGCGAACCCGUUGGUGUCAUUGCUGGUCAAUCUGUUGGUGAACCUUCCACUCAGAUGACAUUGAAUACUUUUCAUCUUGCCGGACGUGGUGAGAUGAAUGUGACACUUGGUAUUCCACGUUUACAGGAGAUAUUAAUGACAGCUGCUGCUAACAUCAAGACUCCUAUCAUAACAUGUCCAUUGCUUCAAGACAAAUCAAUGGAAGAUGCGGAGAGACUUGUGGAGAAAGUGAAGAAGCUUACUGUUGCAGAACUUAUGCAGAGUGUACAAGUUUCAAAGUUACCACUUGUGAUUCAUAAUAAUCGUCCGUGUAGGAUCUAUAAGCUUAUGGUGAAGCUGAAACAACCGAGACAUGUGUCGCUACAUAACUGUCAGGAAACACUUAGGAAUGUUUUUCUAAGGGCAUUGGAGGAUGCCAUUGAAAGACACGUGGUUUUGCUGUCUAGAAUUAAUGGAAUCAAAAGUGUUCGAAGUUCAAAAACGGAACGUUCAGGGGAAGAUGAUGAGGCUUCUGUUGAUGAUGGUGGUGAUCAUGAUGAUGGUGAGGAUGAUGACGACGAUGAUGAUGACAGAGAUGAAACAGCUGAUGAUCUUGGGUCUGAGUAUAAUAAAAGAAAACGACAAAAUACGGAUUCGGUUGAAUACGAAGAUGGUUCUGAAGAGGAAGAUGAAGAAGAGGAAGCAUCCUCGGAUCUUGAUGAAAAUGGAGGUGCUGACGUGGCGAAUGCUGAUAUGGCAACCGGAACUGACGACGAAACAGAAGAACAAGGACAAGAACAAGAAGAAGGUGAUGCGGAUAAAGCAAGCUCUAAAUCCAGUGAAGAAUUUGUGGAGAGAAAAUUCGAUAGGUCAAUAUUCGUUGAAGUCAAAGACUUGACUCUUGAAGUCCAUUUUAGAUUCACAAACGAACCAGAGAUUUUACUUGCAGAGGUUGCACAGAAGGCUGCAAAAAAGGUAUACAUCAAAGGAUCUGGAAAACUGGACCAGUGCCAGCCUGUCAAGUACAGUGUAAACGUGAAACAAGUCUGUUGGAAUCAGAAAAACAUGGAGACAGCAAAAGACAAAAUGUGUGCAUUGCAGGCUUCAGGAGUUGAGCUUCCUGCGUUUUGGGAUAUGGAAGAUGAGCUUGAUGUGGACCAUGUUUAUUCCAACAACAUACACACCAUGCUCAACACCUAUGGAGUUGAAGCUGCAAGAACAGGGAUUAUUUUGGAGAUGAAGAAUGUGUUUGGGAGUUAUGGUGUGGAGAUUGAUUACAGGCAUUUAAGUCUCAUUGCUGAUCACAUGACUCAUUCCGGAGGCUAUCGCCCAAUGAGUAGAUUCGGGAGCAUAUCGGAAUCCGUGUCUCCCUUCUUGAAGAUGUCCUUUGAGACUGCUAGUAAGUUUAUUGUUGAGGCGGCUUCUCAUGGGAUGAUGGAUAAUUUGGAGACACCAACCGCUAGGAUUUGUCUUGGUUUGCCUGUUAAAGUUGGUACUGGCUCCAUGGAGUUGAUGCAGAAACUUGAUAUAUAAAUUUGGUUUUCGUAAGGGUAUUUUUGGUAGUUACCCCCAUCACAUAUACCAGAACAAUUUUGAACUAGUCCCCAUUGUGUUUUUCAAAUUUGUUGUCACAUGAUUUUGGGAUUACCUUUAAUGUUGUAAUUGUUUGAAAUUAUAUUAUUAAUACAAGUGUUUGCUAAAUUCAAACUGUAAUGAAAUAACAAACAUAUUAAAAAC